Spirodela intermedia is the source of this 3509-nucleotide messenger RNA. The record is from the annotation of a GenBank genome assembly. Lineage: Eukaryota; Viridiplantae; Streptophyta; Magnoliopsida; Alismatales; Araceae.
AUGGCUGUGGCUACUUCGGAAAGUCAAAUCUUCAGUGAAACCUCUUGUGGAUCUCUCCUCCACCAGCUUCAGGUGCUGCGAUGUGCAUAGAACUUGAAUGAUCAUCAUUCUCCGUGUUCCCAGUAUAAUAAAUGUUAAAUGAGCUUUUUUUUGUAUUUUUAUCAGAAAAUAUGGGAUGAUGUGGGAGAGAGCGACGAGGAGCGUGAUAGGAUGUUGCUGCAAUUGGAGCAGGAUUGUUUGGACGUCUACAAGAGGAAAGUUGACCAGGCCACGAAGAACAGGGCGCAUCUCCUGCAGUCCCUCGCUGAUUCUCAGUCAAAGCUGGUCAACCUUUAUUCUUCCCUUGGAGAUAAUAACAACUUUAGCACGGUAAAUACUCUCAACAUAACGUCCAUCAUGAGCCCAAGUGAUUCCUAUUGAGAAGAUGUUUAUCCCCAUUUAUAUUUUUAAAUCUUCGCUGAGAUCAUAACAUUUCUGUGGUGAUUUCCUCCAUAAUCAGACUCACUCAUCGAUAAUUUAACGAUAUUUUCGCAAGGACUAUUUGAUGAAUUUGUAAUUUUUAUUUGGAAUCAUAAUAAUUUUUUACGCAUUUAUUUCUUGGGCGUUUUGCAGUUUGAGAAGUCAUCUGGAACAAUCAAAGAGCAGCUUGCGGCAAUAACUCCCGUCCUAGAACAACUAAAGAAACUGAAGGAGGACAGGGUUAAGGACUUUGCUGACGUUCAGUCUCAGAUUCAGAGAAUAUACGGGGAGAUCUCUGGGAGCUCGAAGCCCGGGAAGCAAGUGGGAGCGUUGACAGUUGACGAGAGUGACCUGUCUUUGAAGAAGUUGGAUCAAUUCCAAUCUCAACUUAGAGAGCUUCAGAAAGAGAAGGUUCCACCUCCUUUUUUUCUAUAUUAUUUUUUAAAAAAUAAUAUAUUUAAUGGUGGUCUUGGAGUCACUAAAGUACGGAUUUCCCCUAAACAUAAUCUCUUUUCCAUGCUGGAUUUUCCUACUUGCCAGAGUGACAGACUCCACAAGGUUCUCGACUUUGUGAGUGUGAUACACGAUCUAUGUGCCGUCUUGGGGAUGGAUUUCUUCAGCACUGUGUCCGAGGUGCACCCUAGCUUAACUGACUCCGUCGGUGUGCGAUCAAAGAGCAUCAGUGAUGAUACUUUGUCCAAGCUCGCUAGGAUGGUUCUCUCUCUAAGAGAAGACAAAACGUCGAGACUACAAAAGGUGGCCCUUCUUACUCAUUCCUUCGCCCCACAGACAUUAAGACAAGACUAAGCAAUUGUUAGCUUUCUGGUAAUCUUAUGGUUUGACCGCACUUUUUGUUUCCUUAAGACAAAAAGGUCUUCGUACCCGUUCUGGGUUAUUGAUUAGCGAUUUCCAACGGCUUGAAUUUGCCUCGAUAUUCUUCAAGAAUUCGAAGUUUUUGAGUUUGGUGCCCUUGAAUGGUGUGUCAAUUCGAAUGGGUUCUCUUUAUCUGAUAAACCUGUGUCGUUGUGAACUCUUAAUAUCCACGUCUUUUAUCUCAAAUCUGUGUGUCAUUCGGUUUAAAUCUGUCUGACAAAGCAAGAAGAAAGAUGAACCAGUGGAACUUCUGAUCACUGAUGAUCUUUCCAGCGCAUAAUAGAUACUUGUGAUUGUUUUUAUGGCGACUUAAUUUCGAGUUCCUUUGAUUAAUUAAUCAUGAUCCUUGGUGCCUGGAACUCGUUUAGCUUCAAGUCUUGUCAGCCCAGCUGAUCGAUCUCUGGAACCUUAUGGAUACUCCAGAGGAUGAACGGAGCCUGUUCAGUCACAUCACCUGUAACAUCUCAGCGGGAGUCGACGAGGUUACCACUCCUGGAGCUCUCGCUCUUGAUCUCCUAGAGCAGGUUAGGAUUAUACUAUUCCCAUUUCAUCUAGAUCUUUCUAUUAAAUGAUUAUCCGUAAUUUUGUUGAUUUUUUUAACCCGGCAUUAAUUUAAUUUAAUGUAUUUAUUUAUUUAUUUAUUUUUAAAGGCUGAAAUCGAAGUCGAGAGGCUCGAUCAGCUCAAGGCCAGCAAGAUGAAGGAGAUUGCCUUGAAGAGGCAGGCUGAACUUGAAGACAUAUAUGCCCGGGCCCACAUAGAAAUUGACUCGGCUGCCGCCCAGGAGAAGAUAAUGUCCAUUAUUAAUUCAGGGAAUAUCGAACCUACUGAACUACUUGCUGACAUGGACAACCAAAUCUUAAAAGCCAAGGAGGAAGCUUUUGGCAGGAAAGAGAUACUGGAGAAGGUUGACAGAUGGAUGUCGGCGUGCGAAGAGGAAAGCUGGCUCGAAGAUUACAAUAGGGUGGGUGAUAAAUUGCUACCAUGCUCUCAGGGUUGACUUAUCUCUUAAACAGCAGUUAGAGUUGACUCAUUGGUCUUCCGAAAAAGGGAAGAGUGCCAUUAGGGUCUGUUCUAGUGUUUUGUGUCUUCAAACCUCACGUGGUUGACUCCAAAGGUUUUUGGUGUUGAUUUGGGCAGGACGAGAACAGAUACAGUGCAAGCAGAGGUGCUCACUUAAAUCUUAAACGUGCAGAGAAAGCCCGCGUGCUAGUGAACAAAAUCCCAGGUAUUCUUGAAACUCACGAUAAUUUCUCAAGGAUAUAUUCUUCAAACACUCGUAUAUUUUUUUUGGGCUUUCUUGACAGAAAAUAAAGAAAACCCAAUCUAGCAAAUAUUCCUGUGACAACGCUUACAGUAAGUAAUACAAUGUCUACCUGGUGACUCUGACUAAUUAAUCUCUCUCUAUCUCUCUCUUUCUCUCUCUAUCUCUGUCUCCAUCUAUCUCUUUCUCUCCCUAUCUAUCUCUCUCUACCUCUCUCUCUCUCUAUAUAUAUAUAUCUCUCUCUACCUCUGUCUCUCUCUCUCUAUCUCUCUCUCUCUACCUCUGUCUGUUUGUCUCUCUCUCUCUCUCUAUCUAUCUCUCUCUACCUCUGUCUCUCCCUCUCUCUCUCUCUUGCUUGCAGCUCUUGUGGAGAAUCUGAUGGCUAAGACUCGGGCCUGGGAGGAGGACCGUGGGAUGGCAUUUAUCUAUGAUGGUGUUCCUCUUGUAGCCAUGCUUGACGAAUAUAAUAUGCUCAGGCAGGACAGAGAAGAAGAGAAGAGGAGAUUGAGGGUAAUCACUAUUUUUCUCCGAAUUGCUGCAGCUAAUCCCCAGGGAACAUCAUCGCCGGCACCAGACUUUGGCUUCUAACUUGCUGCUCUCUUGGGUAACCGCCCAUUUUCCCUCAUUUUCCAGGAUCAGAAGAAGUACAACGAGCAGCUCAACACCGAGCAAGAGGCCAUCUUUGGCUCGCGGCCGAGCCCGAGCCCGGGCCGCCCGCUCGGGCCGAAGAAGGUGAUGGGCCCGAGGGUCAACGGUGGGUCAAAUGGGACCCCAAAUAGGAAACUCUCUCUCCAGAACGGUGGCGGGCCGCGGUCCUCUAGCAAGGAUGGGAAGAGAGAGAAUGGAAGCCGGCUCUCAGCGCCUGCCAACUAUGUGGCCAUAUCCAAGGAGGACCCUGUGCCUGCAACUCCAUGA